Molecule: messenger RNA, 3494 nt
Organism: Caenorhabditis auriculariae
Lineage: Eukaryota; Metazoa; Nematoda; Chromadorea; Rhabditida; Rhabditidae
Source: the annotation of a GenBank genome assembly
AUGGUUAGGCAGCUCGCACGAGCUUUCCUCCUCGGCCUCGCCUUCUUCGCCGCCGCCAUCCAAGCUCAGACCUCCAGUCAGUUCGGCUCCUUAUUCUUUUCUUUUUUCAAAAGCUUUUCUUAUGAGUUUGAUAUCCGGUUAAUGAUCUAUUGGAUGAUGAUCACGAGGAAUCGAUCGUAACAGAACUUUUACAUAAAUUUUCCCGUUUCGAAAAGUCUUGAAACUUUUUAACAAGUGAAAAACGGCCGGCAGUUGUAUUAUAUGGCUUUUGAGACUCUUUGCGAUUUCUUCCAUAGAACUCAGUUAUAGGUUUUGGUUAAUAAAUCGGUUUAUUCUGAGAAUUUCAUUGACGACUCCAGCAAUCCGGGUGAAAUCCAUUAUGAAUCCAUUAGGAACUUUUCUUGCGAAUUUUUUCGCUACCGCCGAAAAUAAUGUGCACCUCUUCUGAAUGAUGGCUGUUUAUUUCUAAAAUGGAUCUUCUCCAAGUUGGCUUUAUCAGGUUUGCCGGUUAGAAAUAACCCUUGGGUUAUUUGAUUCAUAUGUGAUUCUGUGGAAAGGACUUCCUAGGAAUCAAAACAAAGUUCAUUCUCCUCAUGGAAGUUGGUGACAGAUCAUAUUUGCAAUUUAAAAAUACUUUUCAGGUCUAUUUUUCAUAAUUUUUUUUACCGGGCAUCCAGUAUUUUGGAAUAUGCAUGGAUUUGUUUUGCAGGAUCCCAGUCGACAGUCAUCGCCGAUUUGGGCAAGUUGAUCGUCGACAACUGUCCGCCGAUGCUCUGCACAGGCCUCGACUGCGCCGUCGUCACCGAAAGAAACGGAUGCCAGGUCAGAUACUUUCUUUUUUUUGGUGAGCACUGAAGAAUGUGGAGAAACGGCCUGCAAGUAAAUGAGCACUCAGAAAAACUGCCGUUCGUUUCGCAGAAAUACUUUUCUCGCGUUUAAAUAUGUUGGAAUUAUUUCAUUUGGAAAAAUUAAUAUUGAGUGAAAAGGGCCUGACACGGGUGGUCAUUGUCAAAUUAGUUGUGUCUCAAACUUCUUCUGGUGUUCAUUUUCUGAAACAUCGCUGUUUUCCGACCGAUUUCCAAUUAAAUCAAUUUAUCUUUUUCUGAAUCUAUUUUUGGAUUUUCAUCUCGAAAAUGAUUAUAAUGAUGAGGUUAAUUUUUUUUUUUUUGCAUUCCUUUCCUCAUAUCUGUUUUGAAAUCUUAAUUCACGCUCGACUUCCUGUUCCGUUACUCUAUUGGUUAAUUACUUCAAAAAAAUUAGAGAAAGUUUUUCAAAAAAAUUUGAUUGAUUUGAUAAUAUUUAUCAUAGAAAUAUUUGCUGAAAUAAGAAACUGUACAGAAACUUGAACUUUCAAAUGUUCUGCCAUUUUAAGUCGCUCUUUCUUAAAUUCAGAAUUUUUUCCUGAUAGUUCUGUCUUAUCAACCAAGAUAGACGAAGGCAGACGAGCUGCCAUCAUCUCGGCCUCUUGUAAGCGAGUCUUGUCGAAUGGAGCGACAAUAAGUGCGCGAAUCGAAAUGAUAAGACCUGUUCGGAAAGCCGUUGGCAUCCGUCGGCCACUUCCUUUUCCCAUCUUCCUGUCUUUCGGUAUCCCCAUGCCAGCCUCGACGCCCAUUUCGUCGUUAUCACCGUUUCAAGUUGCCCAACACCCAAAAAAAAAAACCAUUUUUUGUCACCCGAUCAUCACCCGCUUUGGCAGAAUCUAGCAGGUCUUUUAUGGAUCACCAGAACGUGUCAAAUUUUUUUUAGUUAGCGGUUGCGAAAGCAACAAAAUUGCCGAUUUCUUAGAUCAUGAAGGAGAAAAAAAGAAUGAACCUUCGUUUAUUUAGUUCGAGGUUCUAUUCUAACCAGGGAACGUUUUUUACCCCCCGGUUGAACUUUUGCUGAAACUUUGCUGAAGUGUACUUUAGGACCCCCUGAUUGCAGAUCAAGAAGAAAAUUUCUCGCAAUAGAUCUUGUUUCCGAGUUAUGGAGCUUCAAAGUGUGCAAAAUACGCAAAUUAGGCCAAAAAAGCGCUAUUUCGGGCUUUUGAAGUGUCCUAAAUCGAAAACGAGAUCUAUUGCGAGAAAUUUUCUUCCUGUUCUGGAAUCAGGGGGUCCUAAAGUACACUUCGGCAAAGUUUCAGCAAAAGUUCAACCGGGGGGUAAAAAACGUUCCCUAGUAAGUUCGAAGUUUGAAAAAACUUUCAUACAGUUCAUUUCUUUCCUCGCGAGACAAUAUUAAUGUAUCUUUGCAUUAUCACCCGAAUUAUGUGCGAAAAAAGAGGAUUUCUACCGUUUAUUAUUUCAAGCUAGCGGUGAAUGGAGUGUGAAUAUUUUGGAAAAUCAAAAAAUUAUAUUUGAAAGGUUUUUUUUUGAAGACUAAUUUUGAUGAACAGUUCAAAAUAUUAUGUUUCGUUUACUUCCUGAACUGCGCAAAAAAGUAUUAAAGAACAUGGCGAGCUUCAAAGAAAGAACUUCAGAAACACAAAAAUUUUAAGCACCAUUGUCUGAAAAAGGCUUGAAACUAAAAAAAAGUUCUGUUUUACUUCUCGAGACGCCGUUUCCUCAAAAAAGAAAGUUUCAGUCUUUGGUCUUUCAAUUGAAAGCUGUCGAACAAUCGAAAAGCGCAUUCAAAAGUCGGUGUGAAUGGAAAGUUGUUUGUGGAAACCAGCGACGUUUUUGAGGUCGAGUAGGGGCGGCGCCUUUUGAAAAAGCCGCGCGAAAUCCAUCAGAGGCCAUUAAUGUAUUCCGUUUUGUUAGAUUGAAGAAUCCGGAGCGGAGGACUAAUUCUGAAUGGUCGGAGGACCUGACAAAGAAACUUCUGACCUUUCAAACGGCAACCAAUUUUUUCCUCUGAUAAAUUGUCCUUUGUUGUUGGAACAUCUUUUGAAUUGGGAAGUUCUUGACGUUAAGGAGGAAGUCCUAAUGGGAACGAGUUUGUCAAUGCAGGAAGUUAUCGCCAGUCCUUUUUGGGCCUUUUUAGUGGGACUGUAUUUAGGAAGCUUGUGAACUUGAUAGCAGUGUUCUAUGUUCGAAGAUUUUGUUUCAUUACUUCACGACACACUGCUUGUCAGCUACAACUUCGCCACUAAACCGUAUCUGACAGAUUUCAUCCGAUUAAUCAUCACACGAAUCUCGACCUAAUCACGGUGUUGCAGCUAUGUGCUUGUCCGAUCGGAUCCCCUGCUCGCGGCUGUGAUCCGAUGCCGUUCAUCCUCUGGCACGACCUCAUCGUCAACGGCUGUCCCAAUGUCACUCUCAACAGCCGAGACCCCGCUCAGAAGGUCCAUCGUUGGUUCCGAAGGGUCAGUUCUCUUAGAUUCCAUCUCUACCGACCGAAGCACCUUUUUGAAAUUGCAGGUGAACCGAUUCACCAACACGGAUCAGUGUGAGCCCUACAUCUUCCCCUACUGUCCGGAGCUUGACUUCAACUUGUGGCGCUCGCCAAGGACCAAGCAGGAGUGCGAACUCUACUGCUAUUCAAUCGACGAGCAACGGAAACGCGGAAUUAUCUAA